Molecule: messenger RNA, 462 nt
Organism: Cucurbita maxima (winter squash)
Lineage: Eukaryota; Viridiplantae; Streptophyta; Magnoliopsida; Cucurbitales; Cucurbitaceae
Exons: 5
Coding region: 4-462 (152 amino acids)
Source: RefSeq, a predicted model, not a curated record
UAGAUGAAGGAAAAUUACAUGUGCCUGAAGAACAUGGCAACCACCCGAAAGACUUUCAAACCCAUUGUUGCUUGGAUGGGUUACUCUGAUGGCAUGUGGUCUUUCACAAAGGAUGCUUACAAGCUUAAGUACGUAGAAGAUGCGGGAGGAGAGAAUGUGGAUGACUCCAUCAACAAAAUCACGUACAACGUCUCAAAUCCCGACGACUUAGAUGCCUUUCAUGGCAUUCUAUGCACUGUGGAGGUGAUCAUCGAUGAAACAUUUACAAUAGACCCAACAGUGUACAACAUGUCCACGUUUCUCGAAUUGAUCAACAUUCAAGACCAAUCUUGCCUCUCGUUUCUUUCCACUCAGAGCAUCUGGCGAUUCGAUAAACGAUUUCUCAACUCCACUACUCUCGAUUGGUUGGACGGAGCAAUGUCACAGACCGGUAUUGAAAGACAUCAUAUACAUAUAUAUUAA